Messenger RNA from Acipenser ruthenus (sterlet), 3271 nucleotides. RefSeq names its product tumor protein p53-inducible nuclear protein 1-like. Gene Ontology annotation, biological process: positive regulation of DNA-templated transcription; autophagosome assembly. The coding region runs from base 401 to 1114 and encodes 237 amino acids. The transcript has 4 exons. Gene Ontology annotation, cellular component: autophagosome; nucleus. Lineage: Eukaryota; Metazoa; Chordata; Actinopteri; Acipenseriformes; Acipenseridae. The record is from RefSeq and is a predicted model, not a curated record.
GGCCUGGUGGAGAGAAAAAAAAGUCAGCAACGAUCAGCUGUUAAUGUUCCACAACAAUAACAAAAGGAUCAGUCUGAACCGAGAGAAAGGAAGGUUUUGUUCAAGCUAAAGGGUCCAGGAACUGAUGUUUCUUCUGAGAAGAAAAUCUUAUUUUUGUUUUUCUACCUCAAAGUGUAAACUAUCCUUCAAGAUUGUAUCUACCUGUUUACAGAAAAGGGCUUUGCACAAGUGAUCUGAACUGUGAACGAUCUUCAACAAGCUUCCCUGAGACGAAAUUGUACACCUAUGCACUUUAAUAUCUUACCAACUGUCUGUCUGAGCAGCUCCAGUAGCUGACUUUGAGUGAUUCCAGUUUUACACAGAAAAACAGUUUAUUUGCUGAAGCCUUUGUUUCUUAACAAUGUUCCAGAGGUUUACCAGCACUCUUUUUGGACAUGUUGAUGAUGGAAAUAACUCUAAAACAGAGCCUGAUUUUAAUGAAAAGGAGGAUGAUGACGAAUGGAUUCUUGUUGAUUGCUUAGUCGAUGCUUGCAUUAAUACCUCUAGAGAAGAAGUGGAUGUCUAUGAGAAGGACGCUUCUUCAAUGGACUGCCCGGCCCUUUUCUCCUCCUCCUCUUCUCUAGAGUUCACUGGUGACCCCAGUGACCCUGUCUUUCUCCAGCUCGACUGCUGUGCUUUGGAGGAGAGCUGGUUUAUUACCCCUCCCCCCUGCUUCACUGCAGGUGGACACACCCCUGUCCUGGUAGAGGCCAGCCCCAUGGAGAACCUCCUCAUCGAGCACCCCAGCAUGUCUGUGUAUGCUGUAAACUUCCGCCACGGCGUGAAGGAGACCGCAAGGAGGUCGAGGUCUGCAGAUAAGUCAAUUCUCAGGGUGGAAGCACAGUGUAAAAGGGGCCAGCCUUUUAGCUGCUAUGCAGCUGCGAUGGCAGCACACUCCGGUUUCCUUGAACAAACCAAGCACACACGGCUCGCUCGACGCACCAAGGAGAACAUAGAGAGACUCCACUUGGCCCGUAACGCCCUUCGUCGCCAAAAUCUUGCCAAGGAUUCUCGCCAAGCUAAACAACGUGGAUUCUUGGUACACCAGCCCAGCCAGAGGCAGUUCAACUAUUGAUGGUGUACUAAGCUAAUUUGUCUCCAUGUUUGUGUCUGUAACAAAGAUAUAAUCAGAUUUCUUUUUUUUUGUCAUCAGCUCGUAGGUCACAUUACUUAGUCUGCCAAUAUAAAAUGUUUAGAGUUUCACACUAUUUUUAAAAUGCUGGGUUUAAUAUCACUAAAUCCUUUGUUAAAAUGGUGGACUUUUACUGUGAUAUAUAUAUAUAUAUAUAAAAUCAAAAAAUAUUUUUAAAAAGAAAAAAGUUUACACAAAAAAAUCUGUCUCUGUCAGUAUGAACUUGGUGUACAUGUGAUAAAUAUUAAUGUUUGUUUGUUUGUUUGUUUAUAUGUAUGUAUGGGGCACUCUUAACAUAUUAACAUGGUAUGCAUGACUAUGUGUAAAAAUAGUGUCCAGAAAAGUGAAAACAAAAACAAAAGUGUUCCAUUCUGUUUUUCAUAAUUACUUGUUUUUGAUUUAUGAUAAAUUUCUCAGGGUCAGAACGUUUCAGCUGUACAGCUUAUGAAUUAUUUGACUGCAGUUCAAUGUGUAAAUAAACCAUCCAAAUUUCACAUACAUUUUCUGGUAUGAAAUGUAGUUGUAUUGUGUUUGACAUAUAACUUUAAAAGCAUGUAUCUUUAUAUGUAAAUGAAAAAAAAUGUGUGCAUUGGCCUAAGGACUUGAGGAAUUACCAUGGUUUUUUUCAAAAACGUUGACUGAAUCUGAUGAGAGAACAUUGUGAUGAUUUUUUUUUAACAAAUUAUGUUAACAAAAAGUAGUAAACCACUUAUAAUUAUAGGUUUCUAUUUUCCACAUUUUUUAUUCUGUAUAAUGUGCUUUUUAAUGUUUAAAAGCUGGGAUCCAAUGGUUGAAUUAUACAGAUCUGACUAUUUAAACUGGUAUCACAGAGUAUUCACCUCCAUUUUUAAGAAUUGUAGUUUAUUCAGACUACUCAGCGACUUGGGACUACAUUGGAAGGAUAGACAGAACAUUGUGCCUGUCCAAAAAAAUAAUUAUUACUUCUAAACAUGUUAACCAAUGGAGCCCUGAUGAAACUGUAAAUGUGUUAUGCCUCUGCAGCAAUGCAGGUAUUUAUGUGUUUGAUUUAAAUAAGUACAUUUUGCUUUCAGACAAACAUGUUUUUAUUUUGGUUAAAGGUACCAGAUACAAUUGUUUCAUACUUGCGAAACAUGCUCUACACUAUUUUUGUGUUUGUUUGUUUGUUUGUUUUUAUUUACCAUGGUUAAUCUGUAUUAAGUGCUAAUCUGUUGUAUUAUGUAUAACUUUAGUGUGUGUGUGUGUAUAUAUAUAUAUAUAUAUAUAUAUAUAUAUAUAUAUAUAUAUAUAUAUAUAUAUAUAUAUAAUGUGAAUAUACAUGAAUGGAGCAAGUUAGAAUAGUUACUGAUUUGUAAUAUGUUUGUACAUUCUGUUCACAGAAAUCAUGUUUUUACUUUCUCUUAAAGCAUUGUUGUAACUUAAGGUCAAAAGAGACAAAGGGAAUGGAAGACCACAUUCACAACUGAACUGUUACUAUAUGUUGCUUAAAGGAAACUUUAUUGAGUUGGUAUUAAAUAAGAAUAUUGCCUUUCAUUCUGUCAUGGACAAUGUGCCUUUCAGGUUAACAGUUUUUAACAGUGCACCAUAAUGAAGAACUUGAACUGUCCAAAGGGACAACACAAAUGAAAGCAACAUAAUCAACUAUGCACAAAAGGCAGCUUGUUCCUCGAGUCACUUUUUCUGUACAGCUUUAAUAUACAAAAUGUAGCAGAUCUUUUUUAUUAUUAUUAUUACUAUUGUUGAAGUGUGAAGAUAAUUGAACUGUUUGUAUUGUGGCAUUUCUAGCCAAGUAGUGGAUUUUGCUUGAUUGACUGUUUACCGGUAUAAUACAGCACUUUGCCAAAAAGUGUAGGGUUGUUUUUAGCAUUAACUGUUAUUUAUCUACUUGCUGAUCUCAUACUUUUUUGAACAGUUGAAUUGUGCCAUUUGCACUACCUGAAACUUAACAUGUAAAAAAGUGUUUUUUUUUAAUCAGAAAAUGUGCAAGCAAGAAAGAGAGAUAAUCUGUUUCAAAACUUUAAUCCUUUAACCAUGGUUUGUGUAAUUGUUACGUAAACAUCCAAUUGUCAAUAAAUUUACCGUUUAUAAAAAUAAUAAAAAAAAUACAAAGUUUGUCCCCUU